Molecule: messenger RNA, 459 nt
Organism: Purpureocillium lilacinum
Lineage: Eukaryota; Fungi; Ascomycota; Sordariomycetes; Hypocreales; Ophiocordycipitaceae
Source: RefSeq, a predicted model, not a curated record
AUGGCGGACGAGUCGGUGAAGGCAGACCAAACGACGGAAGCCGCGCAGGCUCCCGUCGCCGGCGACGCGACAAGCUCUGGCACUCCCGCGCCUCAAACGCAGCCUGCGGCUCCGACCGAGACGGAGACCCCCCAGAAGGAUGUUCUCAUGUCCGACGCGCCAAUCGAUCAAGCUGCGUCUCCGGCUCCAGCUGCACUUGCACCCAGCCCCGCGCCAGCGAGAACCGGAACUCCUGCGCAGGGCUCACGAGCGCCCUCGGUCCACCCAGAGGCGGGUGUCACCAUGCCUUCAGAGGCCGCACCGCACGGCGACCCGACUCGACGUUAUUUCAACAGCAAGGUGACUGGGGUGCUGCUCGAGGGCAUGAAGCAGUUGGCGAAGGACCAACCCCCUGAUCCUCUACGAGUACUGGGCGAAUACCUCAUUCAGAGGUCGAAGGAGCUUGAGGGGACGAGCUAG